CCUCGGCGGCGCCGACGGACCGGCAGGCGGCGGGCGGUCCGCGAGGGGGCGGCGGCGUCCGGGCUUUGUGGCCGCGGCGCGCGCGGCGGGGCCUGGCCGGCCGGGGGCGCGCCGCCGCCGCCGCCCGGCGCUCGGGAGCCCGCGGCCCUCCCGGCCGCCCUGCUUGCGAGAGGAGCCCAGGCCGCCCGCGCUCGCGCCUCGCCGGCCCCUCCCCCGGUCGCCGCGGCUGCCGCGCCGCCGCUGCAGGAUAGCUAGCGGCCAGGAGAAAUACAGUGGAAAAUGCAAAACAACGAAAUUAUAAAGCCUGCCAAAUACUUCUCAGAAUUGGAAAAGAGCAUCCUGCUGGCUUUAGUAGAAAAGUAUAAAUAUGUGCUGGAAUGUAAGAAAAGUGAUGCGCGAACUAUUGCCCUUAAGCAGCGUACCUGGCAGGCGCUGGCCCACGAAUACAACUCUCAGCCCAGCGUGUCCCUGCGGGAUUUCAAACAGCUGAAGAAGUGCUGGGAGAACAUCAAGGCUCGGACCAAAAAAAUUAUGGCCCAUGAAAGGAGAGAGAAAGUGAAAAGGAGCGUCAGCCCUCUCCUGAGUACCCACGUCCUAGGGAAGGAGAAGAUCGCCAGCAUGCUGCCGGAGCAGCUCUACUUCCUGCAGAGCCCCCCGGAGGAGGAGCCCGAAUACCACCCCGACGCCUCAGCCCAAGUUUUCUUUCAAGAAAGAAAAAGAAGCCUGGAAUUGUCAAUCAUCCUUUCUGGGACUUGGUAGGAAAAAGAAUCAUUUGCUGUUUCAAAUAGAGAACUGUGCGAUGAUGAGAAAGAGUUCAUACAUUUUCCAGUAUGUGAGGGGACCUCUCAACCUGAACCCUCGUGUUCAGCUGUCAGAAUAACAGCCAAUAAAAACUACAGGAGCAAAACCUCUCAGGAAGGUGCUUUAAAAAAGAUGCAUGAGGAAGAACACCAUCAACAAAUGUCCAUCUUACAACUGCAACUGAUACAAAUGAAUGAGGUGCAUGUGGCCAAAAUCCAGCAGAUAGAGCGAGAGUGUGAGAUGGCAGAGGAGGAACACAGGAUAAAAAUGGAAGUUCUCAAUAAAAAGAAGAUGUAUUGGGAAAGAAAACUACAAACUUUUACCAAGGAAUGGCCUGUUUCCUCAUUUAACCGGCCCUUUCCCAAUUCGCCCUAAGACUUUGGGGGUGGCUCUCUUGUAAUUAAUCUGUGUUGGCAAAGAAUGUCUGGAACAUGGACUUGGUGGUCAGUAACCUGUAACAGAGCUACAACUAGGAAAAUUAGAGUGGUAGUAGUCACUUAUUUAAGAAUUCAUUCAGGUAAACAGCUGCACCCUCUGUACCCCUUAAGUGGCAAAGAAGCUGUUAUAGUCUUCUGAAAAUUAUCACUAUGAGUGCUAUAAUUCUGAAUAUAAUGUCUCUUAAUUAGAAUUCAUACAAGAACCACGUGUGAGUGUUGUUGUUGUUGUUUUUUUUUUAAUCAAAUGCAAGUGUGACUAUAAAGGAGUGUGGCUGAUUUUUUUUUUUCUUUUUUCUUUUUAAACAGACAGCAGAACUUUUCUAUCCAAAUGAAUGCCGUCCCAUGGAAAGUGGCUGUCCUGGGAGGCUACACGUUUCUCCAAUGGUGAUGCUGUUGCUCAGAACUUGCUAGAGGUCUUUAGGGAACCUCCGUGAGAGCUGCAGCACCUUUUUAAUUUUCUCGGUGUCAUCCUCUGAGUAUGGAUUUUCUGUUUUUAAACAGCCCAAAGUUUAGAAGGGUAUUUUCUAAUGUGGCUCAUAAACCACCUUUUAAGGCCUUUCCUCAAACAGGAGUUCUAAAUAAGUCUCCAACAAUAGUAGUUUUGUUGGAGCUAAGGAUGUAACUACUUUGAGGGAGAAAUGUUCGUUUAGAUUUCUACAUUCUGUUAUGUUGGUUUUAUUAAAAAAAAAAAAGACUUGCAAUUU
Molecule: messenger RNA, 1942 nt
Organism: Pan troglodytes (chimpanzee)
Lineage: Eukaryota; Metazoa; Chordata; Mammalia; Primates; Hominidae
Gene: MSANTD3
Product: Myb/SANT DNA binding domain containing 3
Exons: 4
Coding region: 280-759 (159 amino acids)
Source: RefSeq, a predicted model, not a curated record